Messenger RNA from Delphinapterus leucas (beluga whale), 3919 nucleotides. It is a transcript of the gene SYNDIG1L, whose product is annotated as synapse differentiation inducing 1 like. NCBI's taxonomy places the organism in Eukaryota, Metazoa, Chordata, Mammalia, Artiodactyla, Monodontidae. Gene Ontology annotation, cellular component: intracellular membrane-bounded organelle; membrane. The record is from RefSeq and is a predicted model, not a curated record.
GAGGCAGCCCCUGAGGGUGUCUACAUUUCCAACUGGGAUGUGCAAGUCCAUACCUUAGCACCCAGGAAGCCCUGCCCCAGAUCCCACAAUUUGCCUUAUAAGGGAGGUUAGCCUAAGGCGCAUCCCCCUAAGACCAUACCUGGGGAGAAGCAUCCUUCCUCAGGAAGAACUGACCUCUGUGAGCACAUGGCAUGUGGCGAGCUCUGAGCUAACGGUGGUCACACCAACCCUAGAACAAAUCCUCUGGCAACCCAACAUCCCACCUGCCACCAAGUCCUGUCAGUAUCUCCCAAGGCCGGCCCCCUUUUCUCCAUCUCCUCACCGUUGAGUCCCAGUUGUCCUCAACUUACCUGAAGCCAUGGCAAAGCCUCCUACUGGUAGCACAGUCAGUCCAAGCCGCCCCCCACACACAGCCACAAGGAAGGCUUCAGGACCCAAAUCUCAUCCUAUCACCCCUGCCAAGAUCCCUGAAGGCCCCUUAGACCUAAACGGGGUUGCACGGUCUGGGCCUGCACUCCAUCUCACACCUUUCUCUGUACCCUGAGCCACACCAGCCUUCUCUCAGCUCCCUUGCCUACCAUCCUUUAUUCGGCCUCUCCGUGAAACGUGUCCCCCCUCCCCUCACCUUGUCAGCUCAUCUUCUUCCUUCAGAUCUCAGUUCAAAAGCCUCCCCUGCGCCUCUGUGUCAGUUCUAUCCAUCGUACAUUCUCACACCCUCUGCUGUACUUCUCCUUCAGGGCAGGCGUUUUCUCCACCAGUUGUAAGCUCUGGAAGACAAAGUGUGCAUCUUUCUUCCUCUCCCCGCUUCCCGUCCUUCUCACCAUCGCAUCCCCAGCAUCUGUCCAGUGCCUGGCCAUCACUGAUGCUCAGUAACUAUGUGUUGAAUGGAUAGAUGAAUGAACCAACUCUAUGAGCAGGCUCUCUGAGGACUGCUCAGCUGGCCACCAAGUCCUGGGGCUCUGGGGCUCUCCUCCCCAGAGCUGCCCCCAGAACCAUGGAGAGUCUGAGUGAGCUACAGAACCCACUGCUGCCUCAGAACCCCGCACACCUCCAUGGCCCCUACCCCUACCCCGAGGCUUCUCCCGCCUGGCCGUGCCGGGAGAAGAUCUACUCCUACCUCCUGGGUGGUGCUGGGCCUGCUCACGCCCACCAGCUCCUGGACCCAGGAUCCCUGCAGCUGGCCGUGGAGGCCUGGUACAGGCCCAACUGCCUCCUGGGGAGGGACAAGCUCAAGGAGCCCAGGGCAGACAGCUGCGAAACCAGCUUCACAGAGAGCAGGGAGCCCUCCGCUGGGCCUACGGAGCGGUCCACAGAACCUGGCCAAGCGGAAGAGGAUGUCACCAUCCAGACUGUGUCCUACGGGGUUCAAGAGGAGCUCCAAGGCCAAGAGGACGACCAGGAGGAGGAGGAGGAGAGUGAUGCAACCUCGACAGAGAGUGAAAGCGAAGACAACUUCCUUACGCUCCCUCCCAGGGACCACCUGGGUCUCACGAUCUUCUCCAUGCUCUGCUGCUUCUGGCCACUGGGCAUAGCUGCCUUCUACUUCUCCCAGGGGACCAGCAAGGCCAUCUCCAAGGGGGACUUCCGCCUGGCCAGCACCACCUCCCGCCGGGCCCUGUUCCUGGCCACACUCUCCAUCGCCAUUGGGGCUGGUCUCUAUGUGGCCGUGGUGGUAGCCCUGGCAGCUUACAUGUCCCAGAAUGGCCACAGCUAGUGGCCAAGAAGUCCUGGCGUCCUGACUCCCCUGAUCGACCUGAGGAGGCAGGGGGGCUUGGGGUAGCAGACUCUCUGGGAAGUCCUGGCCCCUGAAGACAGCUCAUGAGCGUGGCUUAUUGGGAGGAGGCCUCCCAGGCUGCAGCCUGAGGGGUGCAACCUUCACUUCUUCCUGCCUAUUGCAACCAGCCUAAAGCAGGGCUGGGAGCAUCACUCUCCAGCCCAGGCUAUGUUGGGAAGCAGCAGAGGGUAGGGCUGCCCACCUGGCCAUCCAGGCAGGACCUCCCUCUAGCUGGGAGUUCUCCCCAUUCUGCUUAUUUCCUAAAGGGUCUCCUGCCCUGCAAGCACCCCACUACCCGACUCCGUUAACCUCUCCACAGAGAAAGAACAGAUUACAGGGAGGGAAAGGGAUGCCUGGGGAGAAGAGGAGCUGACCCAGUCCUUGCAGCCCACAGGCAUCUCCACCUGGGACACCCUGACUUUCCCCAACUCCACUCUCUGCCUCAUGAUGCCCAGACCUCAGCCAGCCAAGAGGGAAGUACAUAGAGACAUAGGGACCCCUUGGUCUUUCGGGUUCUGGAGGGUGCUUACCUCUCCUGUGGGCUUGUAAGACAGUGUAGAUUCUAGGCAGAGAAGGGACAUCUCGGAUGUAUAAACUCUGUGCUGAGGGCAGGUUCUUGGAGCGUCUCUGUGCAGGAACGAAAGGCAGAUGAGAUGACACAAAGCCUGGAGGGCCCUGGAAUAGUGUUGCCCCUGUUCCCCCAACAUCCUUUUCUAAGCUCCUCCCGGGGGGCUCUGAGCUGGCACCAUCCCAGGUAGACAGAGAGAGAGUGCCAUCAGCCCAGCAGCCACUGAGCACAGGACCCUAGAUCCAGCCCUGUGGGAAAAUAGCGAGGAGACCCUGAGUAGUGAGUGAGAUGAGAGGAGUGACACAGGCCUGGCAUGGCAGCUGAGCAGCCCAGGAAGGCUUCCUAGAGGAGGCGAGCAAGGUCUAGAUAGAUGAAGAGAAUGUAUCUAAGGGAUACUAAGGGAUGACCCUUAGUAUUCAUGGGCAGGGAUGUGGCAGGAGCCUCCCAAGGGGGGUUCAAAGCUGUUUGGAUUAUGCCUAGAACAUCCAGGCUGGAGCCAAACUGAGGGCUCCACCAACUCAAGGAAGAGGAAGGUCAGGCCUGUGUCUCAAAGGCCAGUAAUGUUUUCCCACCUCUGAAUGCUGGACCCCUGGUCAGCCUUGGAGCUUCUUCACUGGCACCCCGGCUCAGAGCUGCUCUUAACGCCCUCAACCUCUAGGAAUCCUCCAGAAUUCUAGAGACAUCCAGACAGGCAGGAGGAGCACAUUGUGAGGGCAGGCCUUUCAGAGUUCAAGCUAUGGACCUCACUGUACACAAUCUGUGGACCUGGUCAUUCCCGUCCCCCAUCCAGAGCUCGGGGCUAUGAAUCCACCAACUUGUCCCACCAUCUCCCCUAAUCCCAGGCGUUACCCAGCCCUCCGUUCCCUGCAUCCCCUGAAGUCUCACAGGCCCAGGAUCAGCAGUUUUAAUGUCCCAUUAUUGUAUAUAAUUAUCCUUGUAAUAAACAUUUCUGUAACACCUGGUGCCCUCUGGGCCUCUUACUGUCCUCGCCUGCCUCCACCUUGGCCUGCAUCCAUUUCUUCCCCAAGACUGACCUCCAUCCCCAAGCCUACUGCUCCUGGUCCCUAGCAGCAUGUUCUUGAGAGCACAUGCCCACAUCCGGGCCUUAGGAGAAGGGGGAGGCACUCUGGCUUGGAGGACUUCUCUGCUCAGAGUAGCCUGGAUGCAGGGUGAUGGCGUGCAUUUGACUCUGCGAGAUAAGGCAAGGUCCAUGCUGAAGAAAAAUCCCUUCUAGACUCGAAGGCCUUGGAGAUCAGGUGGAAGGGAUGCGAGCCAGGGUGACUGAGGCUCCACUGAGCUGCCUGGAGCUAUCAAGGGUGGACACAAGGUACGGGGUCACCAAGGAGCCCCAUUCUGCCAAUGCCCUCUCUAGAGUCCCUCAUACCUCCCUUAUGGGGGUUGUUCACGGGUGGUAUGGGGAGGAAACCAUCUCUGUCUGCCUCAGACCACAGCCUCAGCACCAAAUGCUCUCGGUCCCAGGCCCCCAGGAACCUGCCUGGACUGAGGGCGCUGGCACACUCGCACCCACAUGUGCCUACUUGCAAGACACAGCUAUGGACACACAUGUUGCACAGGCU